Messenger RNA from Cladocopium goreaui, 402 nucleotides. The record is from the annotation of a GenBank genome assembly. NCBI's taxonomy places the organism in Eukaryota, Dinophyceae, Suessiales, Symbiodiniaceae.
AUGCGGGUAAAGCCGCCAAUCUCACAAACGUACGAAAGGAGUACCGACAAAUUUCAGUACGAGAUCUACUUACUCGGGCCUUGCUUCUUGCUGGGCAUCCUUUGUACGGAGGAAUACUCUAUAGCUGAGGUACUUUGGACCACCUCCAUUUGGUUGGAGAGUGUGGCAAUUGUGCCCCAACUGGUCCUGCUGCAGCAGAUGAGAGAGGUCGAGAACUUGACCUCCCAGUUUGUGGCGACCAUGGGAGCGUACAGAGCGCUGUACAUCCUGAAUUGGAUCUACCGAUACUUCGCGGACGACUACGUCAAUUGGGUCGGCUGGGUCGGCGGUUUGGUACAAACAGUGCUGUAUGCCGACUUCUUCUACUACUAUGCCAGAAGCAAAUGGUAUGGUGGCAAGUAG